Molecule: messenger RNA, 1231 nt
Organism: Nelumbo nucifera (sacred lotus)
Lineage: Eukaryota; Viridiplantae; Streptophyta; Magnoliopsida; Proteales; Nelumbonaceae
Product: myb-related protein 308
Source: RefSeq, a predicted model, not a curated record
UUGUAACCACUCGUCUUUCUCACCAACUCGGUCAAAUACCCACAAAAGGAUCGAGUCAAUUGGCACUCCGAAUUUCGACCCUUUUCCCCAUAUAAAUCCGCCCUUCCCUUUCUUCUACUUCUUUCCAUCAGUUCUCUCCCUCUCUCCUCUUCUCUCUCCACUCUGCAAAUCAUCUCUCUUUAGCCUCUCUCACCAAUCCAACAACAACAACAAGCAAUCGUUUCUGUGUGUGUGUCUCUCUCUCUCUCUGGUCUCCAAUGGGUCGGUCUCCUUGCUGUGAGAAAGCUCACACCAACAAAGGCGCGUGGACCAAGGAGGAAGACCAGCGCCUCAUCAACUACAUCAGAACUCAUGGCGAAGGCUGUUGGAGAUCCCUCCCCAAAGCAGCAGGUUUGCUCCGCUGUGGCAAGAGUUGCAGACUUAGAUGGAUAAACUACCUUCGGCCUGAUCUGAAAAGAGGAAAUUUUACAGAAGAAGAAGAUGAACUCAUCAUCAAACUCCACAGUUUACUAGGAAACAAAUGGUCUCUCAUUGCUGGUCGUUUGCCGGGAAGAACAGACAAUGAGAUCAAGAAUUACUGGAACACUCACAUCAAAAGGAAGCUGUUGAGCCGGGGACUUGACCCUCAGACUCACCGUCCCCUCAACUCCGCCACCAACUCCAGCACCACCACCCCCUCCACCACCAACACCACAAAUGCCUACUCCGACGCAUUGAAUUCCUCUUCACCGGCCGCUGUGUUGCCUGAAAUUGUUGCCAUCAACAAAACCGCUGACAAGAAGGGCACUACCAUCAUCGGCGCCAAUUCAGCUGAAGAGGCACACAGCAGUAGCGGCACCACAGAGGAAGAACUGCUUAAGCACCAACCCCAGCAGCAGCAACAAGAACAGAACUACCCAGAACUCAAUUUGGAACUCUCCAUCAGUCUUCCCUCUCAAUCAACGCCAACUGCGAACACGGCCGAAUCGAAGCCACAACAAUUUUCAAUAUUUGCAGCUCCAGCGCCCAUGAUCGCUCAGACCAUCUGUGUGUGUUGUCGUUUAGGCUUUCAGAGCAGCCAAAACUGCAAUUGUCAAACCACCAUGAUAACCAAUGGUGUCCAUAUACUUCAGACCAGUAGAUUCAUAGAUUGAAUAAUGAAUAUAGUGCUCCUUUACCUUUCCCUUCAAUGUAAUCCACCUUUCAUCUCCUGUGAAAAGAAAUGGAGAUAUAUUUUGAAAUUUGAAAAAUC